Pleurotus ostreatus (oyster mushroom) is the source of this 942-nucleotide messenger RNA. RefSeq lists its product as uncharacterized. Gene Ontology annotation, molecular function: zinc ion binding; RNA binding. The transcript has 2 exons. Gene Ontology annotation, biological process: mRNA splicing, via spliceosome. The record is from RefSeq and is a predicted model, not a curated record. Gene Ontology annotation, cellular component: precatalytic spliceosome; nucleus. Bases 1 to 942 code for a protein of 313 amino acids. Lineage: Eukaryota; Fungi; Basidiomycota; Agaricomycetes; Agaricales; Pleurotaceae.
AUGAGUGAAUAUUGGGUUUCCAAGAAGAAAUAUUACUGCAAAUUCUGCAACAUCUAUAUCGCGGACGACGCACCUUCCAGGCAGCAGCACGAAAAUGGCCUUCGGCACAAGGGAAACAAGGAGAGAUUCGUGCGGGGAUUGUACAAGGCUGGCGAGAAGCGCAAGAAAGAUUUGGAGGAGGAGAAGCAUGAGAUGAUACGGGUGGAACAGGCUGCUCGGGCUGCGUUUGCGAACGAUAUCAGUACGGGACACGCUAGACAGUCAGAGGCUGCGGCAGGGCCUUCUACAUCUAAAGACGCCAGCAAACCGCCUCCGAAACCAUCCAAUCCUUAUGCGAACUACUCGACUGCUGCGUCGUUGGGAUACACGGACCCAGAUGCGGAGAGGCUUGCUGCUGAAGCUGAGCGCCACAGGAUGGAAGGCGUGGUAGGGGACUGGGAGUACGUCGCGCCCUCGCAGGACCUGGCGGCGACGGCGUCAAGCAUCGUCGAAGCGCCUGAAAAGCGCGAGGCCGAACAGCCUGUGGACGAUGAACGACACUUUAAGAUUCGCAAGAAGACACUCGAUGUCGGCCUGGGGAAUAUCUACGACCCGGGGCUCAUACGCGUCAAAAAGAAGGAAGCGUCCCCUCCUCCGCCGAACCCCUUGCUCGCACCGGCCACUAAUCAGGCAACAUUGGGUUUGCCUGCAGCAACGAACGUGCCUAAAUGGACAAAGGUGCAAUGGAAGAAGGCUGGGGAUGAAGAAGUUGGAUCGAGUCAGGAGCCUCCCGAGGAUCACACUGAGCCAGAGCUUCCAAACGAGGAACCGAUGAAGACAGAGGAGUCGAUAGACACAGUGAAGACGGAGUCGGCGACAAACCUAGUAAAGAUAGAAGAAUCGACACCAGCACCGCCAACGGGGUUAUUCAAGAAACGGAAGCGUCCUGGUAUGCGUUCAUAG